This is a messenger RNA of Acytostelium subglobosum LB1, 3003 nucleotides long. RefSeq lists its product as hypothetical. The transcript has 4 exons. Lineage: Eukaryota; Evosea; Eumycetozoa; Acytosteliales; Acytosteliaceae. The record is from RefSeq and is a predicted model, not a curated record. Bases 1 to 3003 code for a protein of 1000 amino acids.
AUGAACAGUGAUGUAGUAUCACUGGGUAGAACUCAGUCAAUAGGUGAGGGAUUCUAUCAUGCCAUUCCAAAGAUCACUCUAUUCGGUAGUCAUCUAAAAGAUCACGAGAAGACCAAUCAUCAUGGCACUGUAAAGAGAUGUUGUCAUGUCAGGAUAUCAAGGUUGGAGUUCAUAUCAGACUCUAGGGAUAAACUACCGACUACUAUUAGGGUCGCAGUGGGAUUGAAUAAGAUUAGAAGAUCGUUGAUCACUGCUCCUAUUGACUUGACUGGUCUAGAGGAGAUUGUACAUUCAAAUCAACUGUAUAGGAAUAGUUUGGCAACAAGUCAACAGAUACCUCAUUCAUUCACACGUGGACUUGGACCUGGAGCUGGCACUGGCAAUACAACAACCACAGGCAGCAGCGGUACACCCUCCUCAUAUGCAUAUCCAUAUCAACAAUCCUCGACAUCUACUGCUACAUCAUCAUCGAUGACAAUCACACAUCAUCAAGACAAUCCAUCAGUGACUGGUACUCUAACAUCAAAUGCGAUCAACAUACCUACAUCAUCAACAACUUCAUCAGCGUUAUCAUCUGUUGGCCAUGUAGUUGUCGAUCAUCCAAACAUAUCACCAAGACUGAUACCACGUGGAAGUAAUACAGAUGGAGGAGUCAUCCCACCUCCAUCACCUUUGUCGGCGAGCAAGAAGGUGUUCUGCUAUCCAAUGGACAUCAGAAUAAGCUUUCACUACGAUCACUCACUCAAAGAGCACGACGACUUUGUCAAGAUCACUCUCUACCGCAACCUACCUUCCAAGCGACAGCGUCCAAGAAUUCAUCCCAUUCGCACAGACCGAGACCAACCUUUCACAAAUCCAAAGACGUCGUCGUCUUCAUCUUCAUCGGCAACAACACCAUCUGACAAUGUUGUUAUGAUACCGACUGCAAUCAAUGUGACGAUAUGUAGUGUGCCAAAGGAGAUUGAGUCUCUUGGUGAUGCUCAAGAGUACCAACUCAAUGAUAUGGCACUAUCUGAUGAUGAGAACUUGUUCUUUGACUCUGAUUCAUAUGAUGAUGAUGAUGAGGAUGAUGUAUAUGAUGCACCAAGAAUGCCUACACACCAGCCAACUAGUAAUCAGAUUGUUGGUGCAGGUGGACUCGCCCCAAUCACACCUCCAUCGAUAUCAAGUACACCUCCAGCACCUCAACAACAACAACAACAACAGCAGCAAUCCAACUCGGGUGGUGGAGCAGGAUCACUCUCACAGCGAUUGUUUGAGUUGGACGAGACGCGAAAGAAGAUAGACAAGCGAUCAAAGUUGCAGAAGUUGUCAUCACUGAUCAAGCCGACCCCAUCAAGCAAGAAUCCAGACAGCUCAGCGGCAAACCUAGAGCUGGAUGACGAUGAGCUGACGAAUGAUUCUUCGAGCGAGAGCGAGGACAUUGACUAUGACGACCUGACGCCCAAUGCAUUGGCCGCGGGCACAAGGUUCCAGGCGCCAGGAAUGAUGGCCAAUCAAAACUCGUCACAAAGGGACUCGCCUCCAUCGUCCCCAUUCACCCAGCUCAAGAGCUCGGGUUCCGAUGUCUUUGCCGCAGACGCCAAACUCAAGCAAUACUUCAACCCAGACAGCCCGACACAUCUGUUCCUCGUCAACGCCCUGCGCAAGGGCGGCAAGAAGUUGGAGCAGUUCAUUGAGAGGAGCGCACCAAACAUCAAGUCCAAGUUCACAGUCAUCCCAACUCGCUCAAGCACCGACGUGCUAUCCAUUUUCAAACUGACCAUUCAGAGACAUCAGAACAAGAACGAGCAUAUACGCGUGGCCAUUGCUGGCUCUGACAGCUACAUCAGCACGAUACUGAAACAUUAUGUGGCGCUUCUCUCCUCCAAACCCAGGGGAUGGGACCCGUUCCUGUUCUUCCUGCUGCCCAUUGGAAAGAGCAAUGAGAUUGCGGCCACAGUGGCCAACAAUGAUCCCAACUAUCAGGCGCUGUUCCUCAUGGCACAGUCUGAUUGGAAGCGAUUCUUGGACGCGCCAGACGACCACCACAUAACCAUGGACUCUCAAGCCAAGAAGGACAUUGAGGCCAAGAUCUUGUCCUACAUUGACAAGCCCAGCACAAGACACUCGCACAAGUUCCCUAUUGGUGAGGCACUUUUGACGUUCCCCACAACGACCAGCAUCAUGGCCAUACCCUUCCUCAAGGGCAUACAGAUACCACGUUUGGAAGAUGUGGAUGGUGGCUCAUCUGGAAGUGGCAACAGCAGCAAUAGUGAACAACCCGAUCUCAAGAUAGACUAUUGGGUGCCCAAGAAGAAGGGUGGCGAGGAUCACAUGGAGAUCAAGACUGCAUUCCAAUAUGUCAAGCUCACAAGGCUGUCGCAGGUCAUCAGUGGGGCCUCGGCAGGCACGUCCAUGGGCACAUUGUUAUCGGCCAAUACGACUCUUGGUGCGACAAGUGGCAGCGGCAGUGGCAGUGGAAGCGGCAGCGGUAGCGGAAAUAACAGUGGCUUCAAGCCAUCGUCAUCGGCGUCAACAUCAUCCUCAAGCGCACAGCAAGCUGACCCCAAGUCAGACAACAACACAUUCAGCCUUUACGUGUUAUAUAGGGACAAGACCAGCAAGUCAAAGAAGAAUGCAGCCAUUUACAUACCAAUGUUUAGCAAGCAGAAGCGAAGUGACAGUAACAAGAAGGAGGAGAAGGUGUCAUACAAGAAGGUGGAGAAGUCGAAUGUGUCAUCGGUCAUCACCAAACUGAUGUGUGGCCCUCAGACUGCAUCGUCAUCAUCUUCAUCCGCUGGCAUCAACACAGAGACUCUGUUCAAGAUCAAUGUGGAUGGCGUUGAGAUCACUGGUGUCAAGUAUCUCUCCGUGUCUCCACAAUGGGGCACACAUGUCAAGCAGUUCUCCAUUCAAACAUUCGUCGAUACCGAGAAGAUGAACUCACCACCUGGUGCCACAACAACACCUACAAGUAGCAACUCAGUGGCGACGACAACAUCAGCAACGAUGAAUGAAUGA